Alternaria rosae is the source of this 3360-nucleotide messenger RNA. Its product is annotated as heterokaryon incompatibility protein-domain-containing protein. NCBI's taxonomy places the organism in Eukaryota, Fungi, Ascomycota, Dothideomycetes, Pleosporales, Pleosporaceae. Bases 1 to 3360 code for a protein of 1119 amino acids. Gene Ontology annotation, molecular function: protein binding. The record is from RefSeq and is a predicted model, not a curated record. The transcript has 3 exons.
AUGUUCGAGAACUUGUGCGCGCUCCCGGUGGAGCACGACAUCUUUGUGCAGGCGAUCCACCCGGAAGAGCCUAUCAUCGCUGUAGGCUUGGCGAGCGGCCAUGUGCAGACAUACAGGCUGCCCUCGGGCGCAAGCGACGACGACGACAACGAUGAGACGAUCGCGUCCGAGAAAGGCUUCGGCACCAUAGACAGCGUCUGGCACACACGGCGACACAAGGGAAGCUGUCGGACCCUCGGAUACAGCGUCGAUGGCACGUCGCUAUACUCGGCAGGCACAGAUGGCAUCGUCAAGGUCGCAGACUGCAUGACGGGCCAGGUGACGGCUAAGAUUGCUGUACCGCUGGAUCCCGCGAAUGGCGGCAUCGAUGCGCCGACCCUCGUCUACGGUCUCUCUCCGCAAUCCCUCAUCCUCACCACUGACUCGGGCAACCUGCACAUCUACGACAUUAGGAAUCUCAAGGGCGGCGAAAAGGUGUCCCUGAAGCCCGAGAAUACACACCGCCCCCAUGACGACUACGUCUCCUCCCUCACACCUCUACCGCCCACGCAAGCAAGUACUAGCGGUUUUAGCAAGCAAUGGGUCACAACAGGAGGAAGCACACUGGCCGUCACCGAUCUGCGGAGAGGUGUCAUGGUCCGCAGUGAGGACCAGGAAGAAGAGCUGCUCAGCUCGGUCAUUGUGACCGGUCUGCCGAAGAAGGGCUCAAGCGUAGGCGAGAAGGUCAUCGUUGGUGCAGGCGACGGUGUUCUCACACUCUGGGAGCGCGGAGUCUGGGAUGACCAAGACGAGCGCAUCAUUGUCGACCGCUCUAAGGGAGGCGGCGAGAGCCUCGACUCCCUCACUGUCGUACCAGACGGCGUUGGGCCAGGCGGAAAGCACAUCGCCGUAGGACUGGGCAACGGAGACAUUCGCUUUGCUAAGCUCGGCCCAAACAAGGUUGUCGCUGAGCUCAAGCACGACGAGCUGGCCAAGGAGAGCGUCAUUGGUCUGGGUUUCGACGUCACCGGCCGCAUGAUCAGCAGUGGUGGAAAGACCGUCAAAGUCUGGGGCGAGCAGACCUGGCAGGAUGUGGAUGAAGACGACGAGGAGACUACCAACGGCAAGCGAGAUCACGAUAGCGAAGACAGCGACGAUAGCGAUAAGGAUAUGGAUGACAGCAGUGAGGAUGACGAGCCCAAGCAGAAGCGCAAGAGGAGAAAGAAGGGCAAGGCUGGACAGGCUAAAGGUCAUGAUGACUGCAAUUGCUUCUUCUCUGCGCUCUCCAAAACAUCCAUAUUCCAGGCUGCUACCUUGGAAGGACCUGGUGGCGUAGAUGGUCAGCUCGAUGAGAUCGCACAAACUCACAUCCGAGAUUUUGUGGCGCAGAAGAAGUCACAAUGUGGCGAACCACCGCAUGAGCCAACAUCACAGCUCUACCAACCCCUUGGAGAAGGCGAGAUUCGCGUCUUGGAGCUGCAUCCUGGAGAAACCGGAAGCCCCCUACAGGGAACUCUGCACACUGUCAGCAUCGACUUCUCCCAUCCUGCAAGAGAGGAGCAGUAUACCCAGCCCUUCGACAAUCCAGCAAACACGAGUAGACGAACUUUGACCUACACCAGGCAUACGAAUCAUGCUGUCUCACUCGCUACAGGCAAGCCGGUGUGGUUCACCGCACUCAGCUACGUCUGGGGUCCACCGAUUUUCGAAGACACCAUAUCCUUUGAACAUGGAGAGCUGAACAUCUCAGCAAGCCUUGCAGGAGCUUUGAACCACUUGAGAUCGACUGAGCAUAGUGUUGUCUUGUGGACGGAUCAAAUCUGUAUCAAUCAGCCCAACAUCGCUGAGAAGGUGCAACAGAUUCCGUUGAUGGGCAUGAUAUACACCCAUGCUACGAACACACUCAUAUGGCUCGGUGAUGACGGCGGAGAGGAGUCGGCUCUUGCAUUUGAUUUGAUGGAGACCGUGUUCGUGCGGCUACAGGGGACAGAUGCGCAAGUGACGCCAGCGGACUUUGAAAGGCUGAGCUUUCCGCAUAGCCUCGAUCGAGCAUGGUGGGCUGUCCGUCAAGUCCUUCGUCGCCCCUGGUUCGGUAGACUGUGGACCAUCCAGGAAGCGGUACUUUCGAGACAUUUGUUCGUCAAAUGCGGCAAAGUCGAGGUGUGCUGGGACGACUUUGCUGCAUGGUGUCAUGAUCUGGCAGAGACGCAUCUGCUCAGCUGGCUGACUACUAACGCUGAGCUGGAUGAGAAGUACGAAACGAAAGCAAGUGUUAAAACAUUACCGCCACAAGGGGCUGAUGUGGUGAACUCGGUCCAGGCAGAGCGCGUACAUGGCCUGUCAAUCGUUACGAAAGAAACAUUGCUAACAGUUCUGGUUUCUACACGUUAUGCGCAAGCGACAAAUCCCAAAGACAAGAUAUACGGUGUACUGGGUAUAGCUGAUGCCAAUAUCGUACCCGACUACAAUCCCGAUGUUUCUGCGAGAGCGGUAUUUCACGAGGCUUGUCUGACGGAGAUACCUGAUCGCAUUUAUGAACUGCUUAGCUGUGUCGAUCACGACGAGCCGCUUCGACCAACGUGGGUUCCGGAUUGGAGCGCUCCACGUGUUACGGACGUGCUUGGCUAUUCGACGAGAUCUUGGGCUGUAUACUGCGCGGGUGGUAGGCCCGUCACAGGCGCGCAGUCACCUAAGGCUAUCGUGAGCGAGAAUAAGCAAGAGAUCACGGUGAGCGGUAAAGCAUUCGACACCAUCACUAUACUGGGCAGUGUUAGCGAAGACCCAUUCCUGGAUAUCGUCGAUCCGCAGCGGCGCAAUAGUGAUCUAGCAUCCUAUGCUGAGCUUGUUCGGGGCGCUGGUCGAACACACACAUAUCUCUUAUUAGGCACUUCAACCUAUGACGCCUUCCUGCACACACUACUGGCUGGGCGCGAUGGCUCUGGCGUUGCACCGCCUGAUGCAGAUCACAGCGAGGUGUUUGGGCUCAUCCUCGAUGCCACGACAGGCACCUCACUUUCCCUACCUGGUCAGACCAUGAGCCCGCGGCGGCAGAAGGGUCACUUCAACCUCGAUAGUCUCAAGACCAGGAAACCGGCAAAGAUCCUGGAAGACUUGCAAACGGCGUACCGGGCCGCCUUGAAGAUGCGCCGGCUUGCUGUGACCGAGAAGGGCUACUUUGCAUUAGUGCCGAGGGGUGCCCAAGUCGGCGAUGAGCUCGCUGUGUUCGAUAGGGCAUGUGUACCUUUCGUGAUAAGGAAGCAAGAAGUCGGAAGAAUCGCCGAGAAGUUCGAGCUGCUUGGUGAAGCUUAUGUUCACGGCGUUAUGAAGGGCGAAGUAAUGGCUAUGGAAGACAUUGAGCUACAAGACAUCACACUUGCUUGA